This is a messenger RNA of Myotis davidii, 1919 nucleotides long. It is a transcript of the gene UBALD1, whose product is annotated as UBA like domain containing 1. The record is from RefSeq and is a predicted model, not a curated record. NCBI's taxonomy places the organism in Eukaryota, Metazoa, Chordata, Mammalia, Chiroptera, Vespertilionidae.
GGUGUUGGGGAGAUUUGGAAGGCUUCCUGGAGGCGGUGAUUUUGAGCAGAGUUUUAAAGGGCAAGUUUAUUUAUUCUCUGAACGAAUAUAGGCGCCUACUAUUUUCCAGAUCUCUGGGGCCUCGCGGCUUAGUGCUGCUGAUUUGUGCCAAACCUGCUAGGACCCUCUCCCUCAAAGGGUGCGCCCACUCACCAGAGGGAUGCCAACCACACCCGGGUUCGCCAGGGUUUUGACAAAGACCUCUGUGGCCUCCACCUGUCGACCCCCGUUAGUGCCAGGGAGGGGCGCGGAUGCCCAGCUCUCGUCACGGCCCGCCUCUGCACACAGUAGGUGCCCGACGUCGGACAGUUCGGUCCACAGCCCCCGAUGGAGCGCGGGCGGGCGCGGGCGGACUACAUCUCCCAGCAUGCCCCCCGCAGCCCCGGAGCCAGGCGAGGCUCGGUGAGUCAGAGCCGCACAGUAAAUAUUUGUAUUAGCCGGAGCCGGCUCGCUAAUGGUGGACGCGUGAAGCGGAGGAGCGGGCAGCGCGGCGGUGGUGGCGCCAUGUCCGUGAACAUGGAUGAGCUUAAGCACCAGGUCAUGAUCAAUCAGUUCGUGCUGGUCAACCGGAAGCGGCGCGUGCAGGGCUGUAAAACCUCAAUUCUUAGGCCAACACUGGAGCCCCCUCACUCCAGUCCCCAGGGCCUCCAGAUGAGCUGGUCUGACCCAGGCAGCUCUCAUCCCCCUUUCCUCACAGUCCUGGGUGUAAACCCCACCUCUGCCAUCCUCCUGCUCUGUCACCUUGAGAACAUUCUGCUGGAGACUCAGACGGCCCUCAGCGCCUUUUUCCAGGAGACCAACAUUCCCUACAAUCACCACCACCACCAGAUGAUGUGCACUCCCGCCAACACCCCUGCAACGCCUCCCAACUUCCCAGAUGCCCUCACCAUGUUCUCCCGUCUCAAGGCCUCUGAGAGCUGUGGCGGUGCCACAUCACCCCCGCCCCCCUUGCCCCACGGUGCCACCGGCAGCUUUGCAGCGCCCAGCUGGCCAAUGGUGGCUUCACCCUCAGGGGGACCACAGCACCACCAGCCACAGCAGCCGCCCCUGUGGACUCCGGCACCCCCUUCCCCGGCGUCAGACUGGCCACCCCUGGCCCCCCAACAAGCUGCCUCAGAACCAAGGGCCCACCCUGCCAUGGAGGCUGAGAGAUAAGGGAGGCCCCUCCCCCCUCCCGGAGGCCAGGACCCCGUGGGGCGGGGGAGAAGACAUCUCCACUGGCCCCCUUUACCCUCUGUCUGCACCCCCAUUCCCUGGAGCCCUGGAGGGGAGAGACUGGACUCCCUGUGCCAGCACACAGGCUGCCUGCAAGUAUGCAGAAGUGCAGGCACACAGCACCCAGCUUGCAUGGAUUUGGUUCAGAUCAUCUGGGUGCUGGUGGACAGAACUUCAGAGACCAAACAGUCUUUCCCAGAGGACUCACCCCACCUCAGGAGGCUGCGGAGACUUGCCUGGCUCCUACUGGAGACUUGCGCUCCUACCAUGGAGCUCCUUGGGGCAGGCAGGCCUAGAUCCCCACCCUCGGGAAUGCAGAGCCUUCUCCGCAUGUGUGCGUGUGGCUGUGUCUGUGUAUUUAUACGUAUGUUACUCAAGAAGCAACCUAGUUCAUGGGGCAGCUGGACUUUGCAUGUUAGAGUGAGCCCUGAGUCCCUUGCCCGCUGCCCCCCUCCCCAGGGCCUCUUCUCUCCCCCAACUCAGUAGCCAGCCUUCCUGUUCCCUGCAGAGAAAAGGAUUGUGGGAAACUCCAGGACUCUUCCCACCCACCCCCCAGUGCCUGCCUGCUGGGACUGCCUGCAUGCCUUGCCCAGAGCCCGGGGGUACCCCAUACCCAGUUCCUUUCCCCCUUUUAACAAAGGAGAAGAAAGAGUUCCAAACCACCA